CUGGCUGAGAACACCCACCUCCAAACCCGCACCCAGGCCACCAUCAUCCUCACCGUCUACUGUAAGUAACCCUGGGUCGGGGCUGGCCCCGUUGGGUGCCCCUGGGGCGAGAAGGACCAACACAGCUUCUGGUGAGGAUGUAGGUGUGAAGGGCAGCGUGGGAGGGGGGUAAAAGCCCACUGUCCGCCACCGCUGAUGGUCUUCUGCAGAUCCACCCCCUGGCAGCCCCAUCUGCUCUGCCCUGGCCACCGGUGACCUGCGGAAUGUGGCCCUGCGGUGCCGCUGGUGGGGGGGCUUCCCCCCGGCACAGCUGCGCUGGGUGGGCUCUGGAACCCCCAAGGAGGAGGAGGACAAGGGGGCAGCGGGGUCAAGUUUUUCCAUGGCCACCAACAUCCAGCCAGGGGCGGCCACCAGGAACGGCAGCUCCUUCUCCUGCCUGGCCUCCCACCCCGCGUUGCCGCAGGGGGCUGCGUGCGGGACCACCCUGUGGGUCCCAGCCGACGGCCCCUCCUGCGCGGUGGCGGCCACCAAGGGUGACGAGUAUGUGAUGCUGCGGUGCCAGUGGGAGGGGGGAACGCCGCCAGUCACCCUGCGCUGGCAGGAUGGCGGGGGCCGGGCACUGGGGGAACCCUCGUCCUCCACUGCCAUCCUGGUGCUGAGCACCGACGGCAGCUUGCGGGGCCGGGAUUUUGUCUGCGCGGCUGCCCACCCGCUACAGGCCACCGGUGCUGAGUGCCGCCUCCGGCUGGGUAAGCCGGAUCUGAACCGGGUGUCCCCUCCUUGGGCCGCCAUGCCACGGAGGGGUCGCACGUCCCUGUGGCUCCAUGCCUCUCUCCGUGCAGAGGUCCCCAAGCUGGAGGCAGAGAGGAGCGAGGUGGUGGUGCUGGAGGGCGGCGAGGCGCGGUUGGCGUGCUGGUGGCAAGGCAGUGGCACCGACCUCAGAGCCACCAUGGCUUGGUACAACCCCAAGGAGCGGGAGGUGACAUCGGGGUUGACCAAGUACCGGCUGGAGCGGGGAGAAGCGUGGCUCAACCUCACCGUCUGGGAUGCUGAGUGGCCAGGGGACAGUGGGAUCUAUCGCUGCACCGCGGCCAAUGCCGUAGGCACUGCCAGCCUCCCCGUCCGCCUCCGCGUGGAUCGGUACCCGGCCCCCCCCAACGUCACCAUCAGCAAGCUGCGGUACACACGGGCACGCACUGAGGUGCGGCUGGAGUGGCGGACGCAAGGCGCCGGCAACCUCACCGGCUUCGUGGUGCAGCGGCGCCAAGCCAAGAAACAUCCUCGGCGGGUGCUGGGCCCCUGGGAAACAGCCGCUGGAGACAUCGAACCCCACUCCCGCGACCGGCGCCUGGGGGGGCUGGACCCGGCUGUGAUCUAUGCUUUCCGCAUCCUGGCUGUCAACCACAGGACGGCUGGGCACCCCUCGGAGGUGCAGACGCCAGCCGAGCCCCCCUUUGAGGCCUACCCUGCGGUGACAGGGGCAGCCGUGGUGGGGAUGUUGGUGGCCACCGCAGCAUCGCUUCUGGCAGUGGGCUUCAUCGCCCGCCACCGGGACAGGCUCCCACGGUUGCACGAGCUGCUCUUCCGCAUGGGUGACCCCGGCGCCUCAGAACCCAUCGGCUCGCCGCGGGAAACAGCCGCCAGCACCGAGGAGGAGGCAACACCGGCACCGGGAGCCCCGUCUGCCCCUGGCACAGCAGCGCUGGCGUCACCCCUCGCAGAGCCGCUCUCAGCCCCACCAGACAGUGCCGAUGCCCCAUCGCUCACCACCACAGCAAUGCCGUGACCGCGACGGCUUUUCCUCAUUAUUUCCCUUUCCUCCUCUUGUUUCCCACCUGCCUGUGCCCCAUCCGGCUCAUCCUUCUCCAUCAAUAAAGCUGGGAAGGGUGGCUCCAGCUCCUAAGGCUCAGCUCCUGUGGCGCUGCUGAACUCAAAACUCAGUGCCCGGGUAAAGACACUGCUCAGCCUGUGACGGAGCUUCAGGAGGACGUGUCUAGGCUGAGGAGCAUCAGGGUUUCUGAGAAGGAGAUUGACUGGUGGAAUCCUGGAAUCACAGAAUCAAGGGUUGGAAGAGACCUUAAAGGCCUGCCAUAGGCAGGGACACCUCCCACUGGAUCAGGGGCUCCAAGCCCCAUACAACCUGGCCUUGAACCCCUCCAGGGAUGGGGUGGCCACGACUUCUCUGGGCAACCUGGGCCAGGACCACCAGGAAGUCCAUCACUUCCCUGGGGCCAGGGAAGAGAUGUUGCCAGAAACCUCCCUGGGCUGGUAAAGCCCUCAGACGGUCACUCACUGGUGGGUUUUCAUGUUUGCAGUGACAAGAUAGCAAAGAGAAGCCCAAAAGCAAUCCAAAGGGAUCUCUGAGUGUUGGAGUUCAAGGGUCAGAUGGUGUGUUCUUCAUUACCUUCAGUAGCAGGGAAGGCUGUCGAGUGGAGCAGGCAGAGCAGCUGGCCAACACAUGGCUCCCAGGCUGGUGUCAUCAGCUGGACUUUGUGUUCUUUGACCAUGGGAUGGUCUAUUCAUCACCAGGUCUGCUAGUAUCCGAUGGCAGGCACCUCUCACAGAAGAGGAAAAACUUUUUGCUGAGGAGCAGGGCUGAAUAAGGAGAUUUGAAGGGGAAAGGGGCAAUUGCAGGGUGGUCAGUGCUGAGCAACAAGAAGGCAUGCCAAUGCCUGACGAGCUGCAUUGCAGUGAGACCAUUCAGAACUCUCCACGAGGAGAGGGACACAGUGAACCAGGUUUGAAGUGUUUCUAUAUGAAUGCCCACAGCACGAGGAACAAGCAGGAGGAGCUGGAAGCCUCGGCCCAGUCGCCGAGAUCUAACAUUAUCGGCGUAAGUGAAAGCUGGUGGGAUGAGUCCUGUGGCUGCUGGGAUGGACGGGUGCACGCUCUGCAGGUCGGGUGGACGGGGCCGGUGAGCUGGGGUGUGUGGAGGGGAAGGGCUGGAAUGAAUGGCGCUUGCAGCUCGUGACAGCAGAGCUGAGAGCCUCUGCAGCAGGAUUAAGGGACACAAAAGACGGAUGUCAUCGUGGGAGUCUGCUCUAGGCCACCCAACCAGGAUGACAACACUGAUGACUCCUCCUUUAAGGAGCUGAGGGAUGCCUCCAAGCCAUCUGCCCUUGUCAUCAUGGGGGACUCAAUGUGCCCAAUAUCAACUGGGAGUCCCACACAAUGGCACAAACAGGUCCAGAAGAUUCCUAAACUCUCUGGAUGAUAACUUUAUGGCUCAGGUGCUGAGGGAACUGAUCAGGAAAGCCCCUUCCUUGAUUUGUUGUUCAUUAGCAAAGAGGGUCUCGUGGGGGGAAGUGGUGACUAGAGGGUGCACAGCAACCACAAAGCAGCCAAGUUUAACAUCUCUGCUACAAUGAGGAAAACUGAGAGCAAGAACUCAGCUCUGGAUAUGAGGAGAGCAGAGGUGUCAGAGUGC
Cuculus canorus (common cuckoo) is the source of this 3427-nucleotide messenger RNA. Its product is annotated as V-set and immunoglobulin domain-containing protein 10-like 2. Gene Ontology annotation, molecular function: cell adhesion molecule binding. The record is from RefSeq and is a predicted model, not a curated record. NCBI's taxonomy places the organism in Eukaryota, Metazoa, Chordata, Aves, Cuculiformes, Cuculidae. Bases 380 to 1786 code for a protein of 468 amino acids. Gene Ontology annotation, cellular component: cell-cell junction. The transcript is spliced from 6 exons. Gene Ontology annotation, biological process: cell-cell adhesion.